CGCAUACUAAAAAGUAUUAUAAGCUUGGAUAACGGUUUCACUAGUGUUUGCAAUAAGGAAAAAGGAGCAUCCUUUGGGCUCAUUAUUUACUUUCUUAGGAUCCUAGCUGCGUUUUUCGCUCAGGAUUGUCUUUUGGUUUGGUUUUUUACUUUUUAGUAGCAGUCUAUGGCUGCUGAAUCUACAUAAAAAAUGAUGAAAGAAAUAGUUGUUCCCAAAGGGUGUGAAUGGCGUUUUGAAGUUGAGGAACCAGGAAUUCAAAUUCGGCUUGCAAAUGGAAAUGCUGAGUAUUUUGGUACAGAACUCGCUUUGGGUCCUCCAUAUAAAUUUGAACAAGUCAAAGGAGCAAUCUUUACUUGGCAGGGAUGUACUUUAGAAGUAGAAGGAGAACCCUCUGUGGAGUAUGUCGCUGAAGAAACUCCUAUGUGUACAUAUUUAAAUCUGCAUUUUGCUUUGGAAAAUAUACGCAAAAAAGCUGAGGACGAUGCUUCGGUCGAUCCCUCUAUUUCAGGUCCUAGGGUCUGUCUUAUUGGACCCAAAAGCUCUGGCAAAACGAGCGUUAUGAAAAUCUUAGAAUCAUAUGCAUUAAGGCAAUCUCGACAUCCCGUUUGUGUUAACCUUGAUCCUAGUCAACCCAUGGUUGCUCUGCCAGGCUCCAUAUCCGCUUUUCAUAAUGCCACCAUUUUGGACAUCCAAGAAGCAACUGGUUUCGGUGCUAGUAUGUCCACCGGCCCUACUCAUAUUCUUGCCAAGUCUCCUCUGGUAUACAACUAUGGAUUGGAUAGUCCAUAUGAUAAUCCCAAACUAUAUAAAUCUUGCUGCUCUCGUUUAGCACUUGCUGUUAAUUCACGAAUGACUCAAAGCUCAGAUGCAUCUGUGUCUGGUUGCCUUGUUGACACCUGUUCUUUACAAGAGAAUUAUGAACGCUACCAGGGUACUCUUCAUUCUAUUAUUACUGAUUUCCGUAUCAAUAUUGUCCUUGUACUGGGCUCUGAGCGAUUGUACAGCACUAUAAAGCGCAAUUAUAGUGAUGCCUCUUGGCUUUCUGUCGUCAAGCUUCCGUCGAGUGGAGGAUGUAUUGACAGAGAACCGGAAUGGAUUGCAAAAUGGCAAUCCAAAUGUUUAAAACAAUAUUUCUAUGGAGAUGAACGAAUGCCUCUUUCACCACUUUCGAUAAUCGUCGAUUCCACCCAACUAGUAGUUUAUCGCGUGCUGGAAGCAUCAGAAAGCGGCCCGAAAUCUUCGGUGCUCCCAAUUGGCUUUGAAGAAGAAACUGGUCAAGCAGACAAACAAGGUUCCUAUAUGUCUUUAGCUCUUAGUGGGAAGGGUCAAUAUUUAGAAAGGAUCACGACUGAAGCAAUGACAAUUCUACAAAAUUCAAUUUUGGCAAUUUCGAGCGUGAAUGAAGAUGAAAAUGAAACUGCAAUUAUAGAUUCUUGUAUACUUGGAUAUGUCUUCGUCACCGACGUGGACGAUGUAAAAAACAGAAUGACCCUUCUUUCUCCUGUACCAGAUCGACUCCCAAGUAAUGCUUUGAUUAUGGGAACAUGCAAAUGGCAGGAGUAAAACUGUUUUAUAACUUUAAAAAAUAUCUUAUUCCGCUCUUUACUUAUACUAACAGUUUUAGAGGUUAAUUAUUUUAUAUGAUCAAAGUUAAUUAAGUAACAUUGAAUUCCCACUUUUGAACAGUCAGUGCUUACUAUAUAGUAGAAAUAGAUUCAUCUAUUGCAAAGAAAGAAGUAGUAAAUGUUAAUGAAUGAAAGCAAUCCUA
Messenger RNA from Schizosaccharomyces cryophilus OY26, 1768 nucleotides. RefSeq names its product mRNA cleavage and polyadenylation specificity factor complex subunit. The coding region runs from base 190 to 1563 and encodes 457 amino acids. Lineage: Eukaryota; Fungi; Ascomycota; Schizosaccharomycetes; Schizosaccharomycetales; Schizosaccharomycetaceae. Gene Ontology annotation, cellular component: nucleus; mRNA cleavage factor complex. Gene Ontology annotation, molecular function: polynucleotide 5'-hydroxyl-kinase activity. The record is from RefSeq and is a predicted model, not a curated record. Gene Ontology annotation, biological process: tRNA splicing, via endonucleolytic cleavage and ligation. The transcript has 2 exons.